Molecule: messenger RNA, 1588 nt
Organism: Diceros bicornis minor
Lineage: Eukaryota; Metazoa; Chordata; Mammalia; Perissodactyla; Rhinocerotidae
Product: olfactory receptor 734
Exons: 1
Coding region: 445-1386 (313 amino acids)
Biological process (GO): G protein-coupled receptor signaling pathway
Cellular component (GO): membrane
Molecular function (GO): olfactory receptor activity; G protein-coupled receptor activity
Source: RefSeq, a predicted model, not a curated record
CAAGUUGGCUAGAUUUUUCAAUAACAGAACAAUCUAGAAAGAACAGGUUGCAUCUCUUAUUACCAGCCUAAAAUUUGGCCAAACUCAGAAGCAGCUGCACAUAUUGCUUACUAAGGGAGAUGUUUGGGGGUAAGACUAGUGCAUUGCUGAGUUUCAUGAAAAAUAGGAAUUAAUAACAUUAACAAGUUGAGAUUUUGGUGUCAAAUAUUUGACACACUUCAUACGGUUUCGAUGUUUCUAAUUUUCAGGUCAUCACUUACUCUUUUCCUGUCUUGGGUUAUCAAACAUAAAAUGGGGCAACCAAAUGUAUCCUAACGCAAUCUCUUAAUGCUAGAGAACAUCUGAUGAUUUUGCAAGCAGUAAUAUAACUCUAGUUAAAUGCUGUUUGGAGUAAUUAUAACUUCUUUAUUUUUCAUAGCUGCAUUAUGAAAAAAAAGUGAAGAAAUGGAACCUGCAAAUUAUACCAGGGUGACAGAAUUUGUUCUCACUGGCCUAUCCCAGACACGGGAGGUGCAACUAGUUCUAUUUGUUAUAUUUCUAUUCUUCUAUUUAUUCAUUCUUCCAGGAAAUAUUCUUAUUAUUUGCACUAUCAGGCUUGACUCCCAUCUGACUUCACCCAUGUAUUUCCUGUUGGCUAAUCUGGCCUUCCUUGACAUUUGGUAUUCCUCCAUCACAGCCCCUAAAAUGCUUGUGGACUUCUUUGUGGAAAGGAAGAUAAUUUCCUUUGACGGGUGCAUUGCACAACUCUUCUUCUUGCACUUUGUUGGGGCCUCGGAGAUGUUCCUGCUCACAGUAAUGGCCUUUGACCGCUACGCUGCUAUCUGCCGCCCCCUCCACUAUGCUACCAUCAUGAAUCGACGCCUCUGCUGUAUUCUGGUGGCUCUCUCCUGGAUCGGGGGCUUCAUUCAUUCUAUAAUACAGGUGGCUCUCAUUGUUCGACUUCCCUUCUGUGGGCCCAAUGAGUUAGACAGUUACUUCUGUGAUAUCACACAGGUUGUCCGGAUUGCCUGUGCCAAUACCUUUCUGGAGGAGUUAGUGAUGAUCUUUAGCAGUGGUCUGAUCUCUGUGGUGUGUUUCAUUGCUCUCCUAAUGUCCUAUGCCUUCCUCCUGGCCAUGCUCAAGAAACACUCAGGCUCAAGUGAGAGCACCAGCCGGGCCAUGUCCACCUGCUAUUCCCACAUCGCCAUUGUGGUUCUAAUGUUUGGGCCAUCCAUCUACAUUUAUGCUCGGCCAUUUGACUCUUUUUCCCUUGAUAAAGUCGUGUCUGUGUUCCAUACUGUGAUAUUCCCUUUACUUAAUCCCAUCAUCUACACAUUGCGAAACAAGGAAGUAAAGACAGCCAUGAGGAAGUUGGUCAACAGAUAUAUUUUAUGUAAAGAGAAGUGAAAGAUAUGUGGCAUAUUCUAUGGUCCUUAUGAUGGUCAUUGUCCUAAAGUAGGAAGUAUUUGCAGCAGUAAUAAUGCUGCUCUCACUACCUCCUUUCAUCUAGUUCUUAAAAUACCACUAAGAUUUUCCUCUAUUUGGUGAAAAAACAAAGAAAUUAAAGUGGAAAAAAAUUUACUCACAACCUCUCUGAAAUUUCUGGCAG